Polyodon spathula (Mississippi paddlefish) is the source of this 1844-nucleotide messenger RNA. Its product is annotated as guanylate cyclase soluble subunit beta-2-like. Gene Ontology annotation, biological process: cGMP biosynthetic process; response to oxygen levels. NCBI's taxonomy places the organism in Eukaryota, Metazoa, Chordata, Actinopteri, Acipenseriformes, Polyodontidae. Gene Ontology annotation, molecular function: guanylate cyclase activity. The transcript is spliced from 7 exons. Bases 1 to 1272 code for a protein of 423 amino acids. Gene Ontology annotation, cellular component: guanylate cyclase complex, soluble. The record is from RefSeq and is a predicted model, not a curated record.
AUGGUUUGGAUGGAGUCUUUGCAAUGCAUGCUGUACCUGGCCUCUCCUCUCCUGCGGAGUCUUCAUGAACUGGAGGAAAGACAGAUGCAUAUCUCAGACAUCGCUCCUCACGACGUCACACGAGACCUCAUACUGCUCAACCAGCAGAGACUGGCCGAGAUGGAACUGUCCAAUCAGCUGGAGAGGAAGAAGGAGGAGCUGAGGAUCCUGUCUAAGCACCUCAAGGAAGAGAAAAAAAAGACCGAAGCUCUGCUUUGCGCCAUGCUCCCCAAGCACGUCGCCAACCAGCUCAAGGAAGGAAAGAGAGUCGAGGCAGGUGAGUUUAAAGAGUGCACAGUUCUGUUCAGCGACGUUGUGACGUUUACUGACAUCUGCUCCGUGUGUGAACCUAUCCAGAUUGUGUUCAUGCUCAAUUCCAUGUACCUCAAGUUCGACCGGCUCACCUCUGUUCAUGAUGUCUACAAGGUGGAAACCAUUGGCGAUGCUUACAUGGUAGUUGGAGGAGUCCCUAUACCUGUAUCAAGCCAUGCAGAACGAGUUGCUAAUUUUGCCCUGGGAAUGAUCAUAGCAGCCAGAGAAGUAACAAACCCAGUCACUGGGAACCCCAUACAGAUCAGGGUGGGGCUGCACACUGGUCCAGUCCUGGCGGGAGUGGUGGGUGAGAAGAUGCCUCGUUAUUGCCUGUUUGGAGACACUGUGAACACGGCCUCGCGAAUGGAAAGCCACGGUCUUCCAGACAAAAUCCAUCUCAGUCCAAGUGCCUAUGGGGCUCUUAAAGACAAAGGCUUUGAAUGCAUUGACCGUGGUGAAAUUGAAGUGAAAGGCAAAGGGAAAAUGCGCACUUACAUUCUAGCUGGGAAUCUAACCGCCACGGACGGCGAGAUCAUGGGGCAUCCCGUGAGGGAAUUUGACUCAGGGCGUGAGUCGGCCCAGUCUCUUCAUGAUUCUAGGAUGGACACACUACAGACACAUGGCCCUCAAGGUGUGCAAAGUCCCCAGUCCCAAGAUCGCCGCCCUACAGUUGCCAUGAAGUAUUCCGACAGCCCGACAGAACCCCAUGCCAAGACUCCCAGUAAAAGCCACCCAAGUAUUAAGGAUUUGACAGGCAAAACACGAGAUUCACAAAGCUACGGAAGCCUCCACAGUGACCAACAGUCAGGAGACAACCCCUAUCGGCUUACGCAGGCGACAGUGGAACCAGUUGCCAGUGAGCCAUCCAGCAGUGGAACAAGAAACAGACACACCAAAUCAAAUUUCUGUGUGUUACUGUAGCAUGUGUAAGCAGAGUGAGUCCGAAGAAGGGCAUAGUUACUAUAAUCUGUUUUUCAAAUUCAAAGAAAUUGCAAUAGCUAUUUUCAACAUUUGCAGAGUUUAUAAUUAUAUAGCAUUACAUUUGUAGGACAAAGGUACAUGAAAAAGAAAUGACUCAGUGUAUCAACGCAACUAACCGUGAACCUGUUUGUCAGUGAGAUUUAACUGCAUGAAAGUGCAAGCCAGGAAUUAGUAGGAUUUGUAUGCUGAUUAUGCCUGUACUGAGAGCAGAUAAGACAACAUUGUCAGCAUUUCUGAAUUAUUUAUGAAACAUAACGCCAUGGGUUGCCAGUGGUUUCAAAUGUGUUACAAACACCAUGCACAUUAAAUAUGGAUCUAGAAGCUAGAAUGUAAUAUCAUCCUUUUAUUCCCAGUGUUAUCAUAUGUUCAUAACUAUACAUCAUAAAGACAUGUCUUAUUUGAGAAAUACACACUUGUAUGUAGUACCAAAUUGCUUUCCUGAAGUUACAGUGUGUAUAUAAAAUUGUAUAAAGAUUAUUACAUUUAACAGUAGCUCAGCAACAGAGCUUAGU